AUGCUCCGCCCCGUUUAAAAAAUAAAGCAGCGCUAAGCUCUAGCAAAUAGACGCCUUAGACGACACACAUACUGAGGCCUUAGAAGCAGAGGCUUUCUUCCUAUAUCCCAAUCAGAAUGACUGCUCGACAGGACUCUGACAACCUUGCAUGGGACCGGAGCGAUGAGCUCUGGGAAGAGGCAAUGAAGCAAAUCCGAUUGUCAUCUACGUGUCGCAGAAUUGAAUCCUUUGCCCAAAGAAUGCUCGGAAAACCCGUAAAGUUAGUCACCCCAUUGAUUAUAGGCGGCUUCAAUGUGCUAUAUCCCAUUCGAAUUGAAGAUUCCGCCGAAAGGGUACUCGUUCGCCUACCCUGCCCUAGCCAGGCCGUGUUUCCCGAAGAGAAGACACUCGCAGAAGCUGCAACGGCAGCGUAUAUCAACCAAUAUACCCAACUUCCGGUUCCGAAAGUAUUCCACCAUGGUGUUGACUCCGAAAUUGGGCCGUUUAUGAUUAUUCAAGACCUAGAAUCCCGACGGGGUAUGAGCCAGGCUCUUGAGGUUCCUCGUGACGAUCCUAACGACACGCCCGUCUUGAAUCCCGACAUUUCCGAAAGCAAUCUCAAGAGGCUGUACACGAUAAUGGCACGGUGCGUGCUACAGCUUGCACAGCCUACUUUCUCGCGCAUAGGAGCUCUUGUUGAGACAAGCCCUGGGUCCUACCAGAUACAAGCGCGACCUAUCACCCUUAACAUGAACAAUAUGGCUCAACUUUCUAAUGUCCCCAAUUCAAUCUUUCCGUCCGAAGAUACGACAUAUAAGACCGCCGAUGAGUGGUACGUGGUGUUGGCCGACAUGCAGAUGGCAACACUCCUCUUCCAGCACAACGACAUAGUGGCAUCAGAGGAUGACUGCAGGACUAAGUAUGUCGCUCGCCAACUCUUUCGCAAACUAGCCAAACAAGGCCGACUAUCAAAAUUUGGGUUUGCUGAAGAUGACUGGUCUGCCUGCUCGAAGCAGGCUCGUCCGACAUUGUCGGCGCCGGACGGUUCGGGGUCUUUUCGCCUCUGGUGCGAUGAUUUUCGGCCAGUCAACGUUCUCGUUGAUGAGAAUGACCAGGUUGUUGGGGCCAUCGAUUGGGAAUUCUGCUAUGCUGGGCCGACACAGUUUGUCUUGGAUUCGCCCUGGUGGCUACUUCUCGAUGUGCCUGAGAUGUGGGAUAAUGGCAUCGAGGAUUGGACAACUGUUUACGAGAGACGGCUGAAAACCUGGCUUUCAGCGAUGGAAGAGGCAGAGAAAGACAUGGAACCAGGUUCUAUGCUGCUGUCGGCGUAUAUGCGAGAGAGCUGGGCAACGGGCCGCUUCUGGCUGAAUUAUGCCGCCAGGAGAAGCUGGGCAUUUGAUACUAUCUACUGGAAAUACCUCGAUGAAAGGUUUUUCGGCGAACGGCGAGAACAUGUCCCCACGGAAGAGCUAUGGAAGAUAAGGGCGUCUCUGUUGAGUGAAGCAGAGCGAGCAGCGAUGGAGCCCCUGGUGCAAAUCAAGAUGGAGGAAUCCAAGGAACGGCGUUUGAUCGAGUGGGACAGUGAAGAAGCAAGGCGACGCCUGGCUUCUUUUCUCUUCGACUGACCAUAUCUAGUGCCGCAUAUGGUAUAGCACAGGUUACUACGCAGUAUCAUAACAGCUUUGCGACACUACAAGCUCGUAUCCACUGUAGAGUUAAUGCGGCCGAUGGAUCGUC
Durotheca rogersii is the source of this 1716-nucleotide messenger RNA. Its product is annotated as phosphotransferase. Lineage: Eukaryota; Fungi; Ascomycota; Sordariomycetes; Xylariales; Xylariaceae. Bases 117 to 1604 code for a protein of 495 amino acids. The record is from RefSeq and is a predicted model, not a curated record. The transcript has a single exon.